Messenger RNA from Vicia villosa (hairy vetch), 1317 nucleotides. RefSeq lists its product as uncharacterized. Lineage: Eukaryota; Viridiplantae; Streptophyta; Magnoliopsida; Fabales; Fabaceae. The transcript has 13 exons. The coding region runs from base 1 to 1317 and encodes 438 amino acids. The record is from RefSeq and is a predicted model, not a curated record.
AUGGAAGACCACUAUUCACUUUCUCUUUUACAGGUUUUCAAUUCUUCUCCAUUUUUGUUUUCCAAUAUUCUUUUAAGCAUUCACAUGGCUCGCCCAAUCGAUUAUGUGAAGGACAUCAAUGAGUCGAAUGAUUUGUGGAAGAUUGUAGUUAGUUGUAAGCAUAUAUGGUCUGUAACAAGUUCUUCAGACAAAGAACACAUAGAGAUGCGUGAUAUGAUUCAAGCCAUUGUCUGUACUUAUUUGGUUUCCAAAUUCAAGUCCGAAAUUGCAGCUGGAAACCUUCCUGACAUUCCUGCUUACUACCUUAACCUUCUUAGAUUGGAUGCCAUAGUUGAAGGAAGGUUUCAGUCUAAUGUUUUGGUUGAUAUUCUUGGAGGUAUUACUGAGUUUUCUCAAUCUCAAAUAAAUGGAGACAACAACAAAAACAGGGUUGUUUUUACAAUUGCUGAUACCAAUAAAUCUGAUGUACAAUGUACGCUUUGGGGUCAACUUGCGGUACAACUUUAUGAAUAUUAUAAGAAUAAUAAGGAAGAUUCCAAUAUUGUCAUUGUAUUAAUCAUUACAAGGGUUAAAGAAGCUCAAGGAGGUUUUCCUGUGAGUGUUUCCAACACGUGGAACGGAACGAAGUUGUUGAUUAAUGACCUUCGUUUUGAUGAAGUUAAGAAACUGAAAGAAAUUCUUGGAAAUGAUUUAGUGUUGUUAUCAACAUCAAGUCUGCAAGUUAAAGCAACCCAAAACUCAUAUUAUUCUGACUUUGACAAAUUUCUUUGGAAAGCUGAAAUAAUUAGUCUCUCUGAGAUUACAAAUCUGCAACAUUUUGAAGCUGGCCAGAUGGGAUGGUUUUAUGAUGGAUGUGUGGAAUGCACCCGAAGUGUGGCUCUAAAGGAUGGAAAGCUGCAGUGUUAUGCAACACAUGUAAGCUCAGAGCCUGUGCCAAGGUAUAAGCUUGAAGUAUUGGCUGUUGACGGUAAUUCCAAGGCGAAGUUCAUCUUUUGGGACACCGAUUGCGUGAAGUUAAUUGUAAAGUCUGCUCUUCAAAUGAAAAUGGAUUUGAUAGAGGCCAGUGAUUACGAUCCACUCGAAUUCCCUUACGAACUUGAUUCAAUACUGAAAAAGGAGUUUGCAAUUAUAGCUGUAUUUCAGCCUAAGAAUGUCCGACUUUCUGUCAUAGGCUUCAAAAAUGAUGAAGACUAUCGUAAGAAAAUUAAGGACAGUUUCAAAGGCGAGGAGCACACAUCAAAACUUGAAACACCUGAUCCUUUGUCCCAGGAUGAUAUAAUCAGUUGGUCUGAACCCGUAUCUACAUCUGCAGAUUAA